CGCGAGCGUGCGCGUCCCCGCCGUCUCAGCCGGUUCUGCUCCCGCACCCUCCGCCGCCGCCGCCGCCGCCGGGAUCCCCAGGCUGAGGAGCGCGUCGGCCGGCUGCCUAGCAGCCCGCGGAGCGGGAGCGGAGCCGCGGAGCCGCGGACCGGCGGGCGGACAGAUUAGCCUAACAUGGCAGACCAGAGACAGCGCUCACUCUCUACCUCUGGGGAAUCACUGUACCAUGUGCUUGGGCUGGACAAAAAUGCAACCUCAGAUGACAUUAAGAAGUCCUAUCGGAAACUUGCCUUGAAAUAUCACCCAGAUAAGAACCCCGAUAACCCAGAGGCUGCCGACAAGUUUAAGGAGAUCAACAACGCCCACGCCAUCUUGACGGACGCCACAAAAAGAAAUAUCUACGACAAGUACGGCUCGCUGGGGCUCUAUGUGGCUGAGCAGUUCGGGGAGGAGAACGUGAACACCUACUUUGUGCUGUCCAGUUGGUGGGCUAAGGCCCUGUUUGUCUUUUGCGGUCUUCUCACCUGCUGCUACUGCUGCUGCUGUCUGUGCUGCUGCUUCAACUGCUGCUGUGGGAAGUGCAAGCCUAAGGCGCCUGAGGGUGAGGAGACUGAGUUCUACGUGUCUCCCGAGGACCUGGAGGCACAGCUGCAGUCUGAUGAGAGGGAGGCCACAGACACACCAGUCGUCAUACAGCCCGCGUCCGCCACAGAGACCACCCAGCUCACAGCUGACUCUCACCCCAGCUACCACACCGAUGGGUUCAAUUAAGUUCAAGAGAAGCUGUGAUCAAAGGCUAAAUCAGCACCCGGCCACUUCAACCUUAGAAUCAUGAACUGUAGUCACAGAGAUGGGGAGGCAGCAGCCCACCUGCCGUGGCCAUGCUGGGGGCCCUACCCCUCCUCUAUGCCCGCCCGUCCAUCGAUCCUUGAUACAUGAAGUGCGUAGCAUGCAGUAUUUAAAGCAGUGUAGCUACGGUCUUCUUCUGUUUUUUUCCUUUUUUUAUAGCAUGUAGGGGUUUAUGUUCCAUGUCUGUGUUGUGGACGUGCCGCGGCAUGGCCGCAUUAACCGGAUGGUGGAGCUGCCUCAGGGCUCUCAGUCGGGUUGGUCCAGUGAGGGUUGACUGCAGCCACCAGGUGCCGCCCGGCCAGGUGGGCUAGGCAAGGAGGGGGCUGCCCCUUCCCUCCCUUUACCCUCGGGGGCCUGAGGCAGGUGCUGCAUUGCAGAACUGCACCACCAUGUUGGCUGAGGUGUCUGGAGACGGGGUCUGGUCUGCUCUUUGUGCUCCCCAGCUUCCAGGCCGCAGGUAGGACUCUGAUCUCAUGUCCUCCUGGACCCCACCAGCGUUAUAGUCAUUUCCAUGGUGUUCGUGUUGGGUACAGUUUGCACAGGAUCUCUACACCUUGUUUACUUGGUCUCGUGGCAGAGUUUUUCCUGUUGGUAAAUUUGUAUUGGCAAGUGUAGGAGGAUCACCUUCUGAGAUUGAAACCACAUUCUCUGCUCAGUGUUUCUCGCCUGGGUCACGUGGAGUGUAAGAUUCCUGUCUUUGGAGGUGUGUCCCUUGCCAUUGUGGGAGAGGCCAUUUGUCUACGUUCCUGUACCUUUCCCAGGCUGCCAGCUGGAUUGAUGGGGCCACGGUUUCUCUUCUCCCUUUCCCUGGGUUAUCCUACACCUCUCUUCAAGCACACCUGUCUUUUUUGUAAUUCUUCUUGGACCUUUAAAAACCACAAAUGGUAGCACCAGCCCAAUUAAUCAUAGAGGGGCUGCAAGUCUAGCUUGUGGGUGGCACGUGGCUGGCUGUGCCCCGGGAAGCAUGUGAGUGUGCACCCACACCUGGUACUGGACAGCCCCCAGAACCCUCUCCCUGUGCUGCUGGAGCUCAUUCUGCCCACUUUCCUCUACCUUUGCCCAUCAUCGAUGAUUCAAGCGUAGAUAGAGACAUUAGGUUCCUGAAGGAAGGAUUGGCUGGACAAAGGUACUGUCUGGCCUCAGGAGGUUGGGUUCCAGAGAGGCCACAGUGAUGCUCUCAGCUUGUCAGCCAGCACCUGGACCACAGAAUCCCUUUGUGACCCAUUGGAAGUUAGUCUCUCCUGUCUGUGUCCCACAUCUAUGGACGGUGCCCUGGGUGGGGGAGCUGAGGAAAUGUGGGUGUGAUGGCCAAGGGUUCAGAGCUGCCUCACACCCCCCGCACCUGCCCCUGGCCCAGUGGUGCAGACUCUGGGACCUGGUUUCUCAGAACUUUCCCUAGUGGCGGCUGCUCAGCAUCUUCUGAAUUUCCAGUAGAGACGAGGAAUGAGGAAGGGCAACAUGAGUACAGACCUGGAUGUGCUUAGGAGAGUGAUGCUAGUCAUCAGGCUGCCCUGGGGCAGGUCCUGCAUGGGCCCCAGCUGGAUGCCAACACUAGGGCCUGGGGCAGUUCUGUUUGUCCCAUCUUACUUUGUUUUUUGUUCAUUAAAAUGAUCAUGAAGAUGAUAACACCAAGGUCAAGCGUUUGGAUCCCUGAACCAGCCAACACACACACACACACACAUGCACGCAUGCACGCGCGCGCGAGAUCAUGAAGACAUUCAGCAAUAGGAGAGAGAAUGUGCACUAUGAUAUUAAAUUAGAAAUAACUUGUUAAAGGACCUCUCCUGAAAGGAUGAGAGAUUCAUUGUUUGAGCCAGCCUGGGACAAGCGAGGUGGGAAGAUGGUAGGGUAGGGCUCUUCCAUGCCAACCCAGCCCAGCAAGGAUGAAGAACUCAGUCAGAGGUGCCGCAGGCACCAGGCAUGGCUGGCUGCUGCGAUUUUUCUGGGGAUAACUUAGGGGGUGAGCUGUUUUUCCCCAGUAUGGCCAAGAACUAGGUUCAAGGCUUGGAUCUGAGGUAGAAAGCCUCCCAUCUGGGGGCCCGCUGUCAGGUCUAUGGGGGACAGUCCUGGCACGCAGCGCUGUGGCUGGGAGACUCCAAUGCCCUUUCACAUGUGUCAGAGUGAGCCCCUUGCCAGGUGGCUUUUCAGUCACAGAAUCUGACCACUUCUUAGAAACUUGAAGCUCCCCAGGAUGGUGGUGUGGAAUGGGAAAAAGCAGCUGGUCUGGAAAUGUGUUGGACCCAGUUUCUUGUAGAAUUUGUAGAAACUAUAUACAUCAUGACAAUGACAGUUUUCAAGGUGGUGAUGGUGAUUGCCCAAGGUCCCCAGUACCCCACGACACCCAGUCAGGGCCCAGAGCUCCUCCGCUGCCUGACCCCGAGGUAAAACUCCCUCUUUGUGCUUCACCCUAUUGGUUUCAAGGCCCUGUCUUGAUUUCAAGGAAAAAGAUCUCUUGAGUUUUAUUUCCCUUUUUUUGAGUGGACUAUUUGCUUUCCUUUUAAUAAGCAGAGCUGGUUAGUUCUGGGAGGCAGCCUGAGCCCCUUCCUGUCCAAGUGCUAAGGCAGGACGGCUCCCACAUUCCCACAGCACCCCUGGUGGCAGUAACAGGAGCACCUCAGCCACUUACUCAGGGGGUGAGCCUGGUUGUCAUCACAGAAAGUACUGUUGGAUGGCACUGCUGGUGUAUCGCAGGGCAGUGCUAGGGUGAGUGUGUGUCCAAGCCCCCUUCCCCGUCCCAUGAGGAGCACCCACUGCUCUAGGUGCAGGCCGCACUGACUGCUCUCGAGCUGAGGAAGUGUGAGAGAGAGACUUGCAGUGCCACUUCAUGGAGGCUGCUGCGUGCUGACUUCUGUUUCCACUCGGUGACGUGAUCGUCUUGUCUCCCUUUUGGCUUCAUUCUUUUUUUAAACUGCUUUAGAUAUUACUGCUCAAUGUUUGUGAACUUUCCCAGUUCUCUGAUGUUCAUUUAAUGCAGAAAGCUCCCAGUGGGGACCUAUUAGUGAAAGAAACCGGAGCUCACGCUGUAGUUAGCAGGAAGUUUCAUCUCCAUGUCGGCUGCUGGACUUGGCCACAAGGCUCAAGUCCAGGAAAAGUCUUGCAGAAUGAAACGGUCAGACUCUUCUGAUGUUCUGCCCUAGAAUUCUGCCAGUGGUGGUGCCCGUUGUCCUGCUGAGCCCGUGGUAGUCUGUUCCAGGUGAUCCUCAUGCCGGUGCAUCCAACAGCACAGCUGGUGGCCUGGGAAGAGGCCCAGCACCUGGCAGGUUGGGCCCUGGCAUGUAGGCUGUCACUGGAGGGUCCAGGGGCUAUGGACAGAGCUCAGGGUGGAUGCUGUCCUUCCUCUCUGGCUCUUGGCACAUCCUGCUAUGUAUGGGGACAGCUUGUAAGGGGCAUAAAAAAGUGACUGGUCUCAUUCCUUCCCAGUAUUCCAAACUGUGAGCCCAUGUGGUACAGGAUUGGCCUGUUUCUGUUAUUUUGGUUGUGACUCAUUCUCCUGUGGAAUUGGCAAAAGCUACAUUUUUACUGUCCGUACAAGCACGGUUUGUGUCCUCACAUGCUGUGAGUGUGGGCUGUGAUGUGUGUCCGUGUGUACAUAUGUGUAUAUGUAUAUACCAUGCAACAGGUGUGUCACAUUGAUGCCCAGUGGGGAAGCUACAAGUACAAUAAAAGUUGGCUCCAGAA
Messenger RNA from Cynocephalus volans (Philippine flying lemur), 4527 nucleotides. It is a transcript of the gene DNAJC5, whose product is annotated as DnaJ heat shock protein family (Hsp40) member C5. The record is from RefSeq and is a predicted model, not a curated record. The transcript is spliced from 5 exons. The coding region runs from base 175 to 771 and encodes 198 amino acids. Gene Ontology annotation, cellular component: intracellular membrane-bounded organelle; membrane; presynapse. Gene Ontology annotation, biological process: regulation of synaptic vesicle cycle. NCBI's taxonomy places the organism in Eukaryota, Metazoa, Chordata, Mammalia, Dermoptera, Cynocephalidae.